CUUUUCACCCAUCUCUUUGGGUCAAUAUAUGUAUCAUAGUGCACAAUUUCAUUUCGUUAAACAAAAAACAAAUCUGGUUUGCACCAGGCAUGCAGGUCAUAGAACCAAAGCAUUUUCUGUAUAUGGAUUACAGAUUACUUGUGUUCAGAAGCAUUUUAGCGAACUUUAAAUUCCGCAUACGCUCUAGCGUGUUAUCUGGAUGGAACGGUCCAACCGGGAACGUGUUGCACUUUUGCGAACGAUUACGAGUGUACAGAUCGGAACUAAGUUGAAGAAAAAUAUUCAGAAGAAAACCGCAAAAUCGUAGGUCACCAAGUACUGUUCUAUCUGUCAUACGUCAUACUAAUUACGUUUUUAAUAUUUGUCGUCCACUAAUUCAUUUUUAAACUAAAAUAUGACAAAUAAAAAAGAACGGAAGAAAUAUAUGUUAAUUGCUGAUUGGAUAUAAUACUUUGGGUAUAUGUUGCAGCUGCUUUUUCUUCAGGUGUUGGAUACAAGGAGCUACAAACUGAGUUAGUUUGCAUCCGGCUUCGGAUAUUUCAAAUUUGAAUUAGAAGUCACUCGAAUAAUAGAAAACAGUGAAUGCAAAAAAUAAUAUUCGCAUUAUUGAGUAUAAGUUGAGGUCUUAUUUAGGAACAAAACAGAAAUUUCGAACAUCAUAUUCACGAAACAUGAUCACGAAUUUGUAAUGUAACUGUUUCUAAUUUGUAUAAAACACAAACGAAGUAAAAAAUUAUAAAAUUUGUCGAGAUGUCAUGAUAUCAUAUGUAGAGACUGUGAUAAAAGUUUGGCAAUGUUUUACGUGAAGGAUGACAUGUCUUUUCAUAUUUCACCUGGCCACUUGGGAGUUAGGACACUUGUGAUCUUUCAUUAGUUUAGCUUAAUUAAGAUAAACCCACUAAUGUGAAGAUCAAGAUGUCUCUUGUAUUUAUCACUAUAUAAUAUUUGCUGCUGAACUCUCGAGAUAAUUGGUAUAUUUUGAUAUCAAUGGCUAGAUUAUAUUGGAAUUUUACAUUUCAUGACUAGACUAGAUCUGAUGUCUCUUUUCUCAGGUACCAUAUGCUAUGGAUUAUCUUCUAGCUGACUUCAACAUCUGCAUGGUGUAAUAGUCUUCAGUCCGGGCCCCACCGGCCUCCCGUUGCACCAAUUGCAAACGCAACGGGGAUAACGCUCCACAGCUACAACCGCGGCGGGACCUUCCUCUGGCCUGGAACUGGAAGCAAGCACAUCAACAACAAAAAAUGGCAGCGCCACCUCUCGGCCUCGCUUGCAGGGUCGCCGGCGCCUUCACCACCCCGGCCGUGGCGCAUUCCGGCUUCCUCCCCCGACACCUUGCCCGUGGUCUCCUCCCUUCAAAGAGAUGGAGCGGGGUGGUGAGGAUGGGGGCGGUGGUCGGAGGAGGAAAGGAGGGGGAAGAGGACGAGGAGCUGAGACAGACCAAGGAGCAGGCUGCCGCCAGGAGGCGGUGGGAGGCCCUGCAAUGGAGAUACUGGGAAUGGUGAAACGGAAGAAGCAGGAGAAGACAACGUGAAGCAGAGGCUUUCCAAGCGUACACGCAGGCCAAAUGUGCUUGUUACUGGGCCAAUGUGGGCCAAAUAGGCUGCUAGACGUUGGCUAAGACCUAUUAUAUAUGCUGCUCUAUUGUAAUGUGGGAUGAACUUUUGGAAGAAAAUACUACUGAAUAUACGAGACGCCGUCUGGCUCUCGUGUCCCUCCGUAUUCCCUCUUGUUCUUCCCCUUGCACAUGCUAUAACAAUCCGAUCCCCUUCCCUGAUCUUAACAUCUGGUAUCAGAGCCUACACCCUGGAUCUCACGGUUCCGAUUCCGCGUCGACCACGUUCAGCCGCCAUGGCACCAGCCGAGACCUCCGUCUCCAAGGUGCUGGAGGAGUUGCAGCAAAUGGAAAUCCGUCUGACGAGCGCCAUCGAAGGGCGUUGUGGCCUUCUCGAGCGCAACUUCGACGAUCGCUGCGUCGCCCUCGGUCGCCACCUCGAGCAAUGCUACGACGACCUCGCGCACCGCGUCGACGACGCGGAACAACGUGCGACCGCGCGUUUCAUCACUGUCGAGAUGGCACAAGCAGAGUUCGAGCAGUGGACUCCCACAAUUGAGAAGCGCGUCGCCGAUCUGUCCUUGGAGGUGACACGGGCUACGCGAUUCCUCGAACGCGAGCACCGGACUCCCGCUUUCCACCAGCCGGGUCUCUUCGGCCAACAUGAGUCGGCCGCCGGGCGCCCACCUCACGGAAUCAAUGCCGACGGGCCGUUAGGCCACCGCGACAACAAACAUCACCGGGAUCGCGAGUUUGGGUUCCGAUCCCAAACGCGUGACCCGGUCAAGGGUACGAACCAUUCCCCACCACUUAACUCAGAUCAGUUCUACUCCAAUGAAUUCCAUGAGCAGCAUCGGGGGGGUUUUGGUCGAUUACCUAUGAUUAAUUUUCCUCGAUUUGACGGUAACCAACCACAGCUAUGGAAAUCCAAAUGUGAAAGCUAUUUUGAUAUGUAUGAGGUCCAUUACAGUGUCUGGGUGCGGGUGGCGAUUAUGCAUUUUGAUGGUCGCGCAUCCCGUUGGUUACAGUCUGUGGAACGUAGGAUUCGUCAACUGUCAUGGCUCGAAUUUUGCUCACUUGUCCAUGACCGCUUUGGUCGUGAGCAACACGAGUCCUUAAUUCGCCAAUUAUUUCAUAUCAAGCAACUUGGUUCGGUAGCAGACUAUGUCGAACAAUUUUCGUCUCUGGUUGAUGAGUUGGCUGCUUAUGAAUCUAGAACAGAUCCCUUGUAUUACACCAUGCGAUUUAUUGAUGGGUUACGUUCAGACAUUAAACCAGUGGUCAUGGUUCAGCGUCCUUCCGAUCUAGACACUGCCUGUGCGCUUGCUUUGGUGCAGGAGGAAGCGGCUGAUGCUACACGCCCUCGACGACAUGAGCCAUCGUUCCACCGGACGGCUCACAGGACUUAUCAAUCAUCCUCUGAUGACAUCAAGCAUGAGGGAGCUUCUUCAGAUGCUAAGUCUGGCCAUAUGAGUAAACCCACAUCUCAAGGUGAUAAACUGGCAUCUCUGCGAAGUUAUAGAAGAGCAAGGGGCUUGUGUGAUAGGUGUGCUGAGAAGUGGUCAUAUGGACACAAAUGUGCUUCUUCGGUUCAGUUACAUGCUCUCGAAGAAGUACUGGAAUUAAUCAGUAACCACAGUGACUCAGAACAUCAAGAAACUGAACCUCCACAUAUCAUGAUGGCUCUUUCCCAGGCUGCCUGGUCAGGUGCUGCUGGACACCACACAUUGAAGUUCAGAGGCUCGAUUCAGUCUAUACCUCUACUCAUCUUAGUGGACUCAGGUAGCUCCCAUACUUUCCUCAGCUCCAUAUUAUUGUCCUCUCUGCAAGGAAUUUCAGAUAUGCCACGACCAAUGUCAGUUCAAGUGGCAAAUGGGGAGGUUCUCUCUUGUCAACACCAAUUAUUGCAAAUGGAGUGGUUUAUCCAGGAUUAUAGUUUUGUCUCGGAUAUCGUGUUGUUACCAUUAUCCAAAUAUGAUUUAGUAGUGGGAAUGGAUUGGUUGGAGACCUUUAGUCCUAUGAAAGUUGAUUGGGCUAGUAAAUGGAUGGCCAUUCCGUACAAGGGCACUACUGUUCUAUUACAUGGGCUACCAUCUGCAGUUCCAGCUGGCACUACUGUUCAAGUCAUGUUAUUGUCAUCGCCAUCUGUCGACACUCAACCUUCGGUUGCUACAAACCCUAUGCCACCUGCCAUUGUUCAAAUUUUGGAAGACUUUACUGCAGUCUUUGCUGAUCCGGUGGGUUUACCUCCUAGCCGUGACUGUGACCAUGCAAUUCCGCUCAUUCAAGGUGCUCAGCCAUUUUCAGUAAGACCAUAUCGGUACCCACCAGUUUUGAAAGAUGAAAUCGAACGUCAAGUGGCUGAUAUGCUGUCUCAGGGAGUGAUACAGAAGAGCCAAAGCCCAUUCGCUUCUCCGGUGCUGCUAGUUAAGAAGAAAGAUGGGACAUGGCGUUUUUGCGUGGACUAUCGCCAUCUUAAUGCCUUAACUCUGAAAAGCAAGUAUCCAGUACCAAUUUUCGAUCAGUUGAUGGAUGAGUUAACUCAUGCUCGGUGGUUUAGCAAAUUGGACCUCAAAGCUGGCUACCAUCAAAUCCUUUUGCAGCAAGGCGAGGAGUAUAAAACAGCCUUUCAGACCCACACAGGACACUUCGAGUUCCGAGUCAUGGCAUUUGGUCUCUCGGGCGCACCCAACACAUUUUUAAGAGCAAUGAACGAGACCUUGGCCCCAGUUCUAAGGAAAUCAGCACUGGUUUUCUUCGAUGACAUACUUAUAUAUAGUUCUACUUUUGAUGAACACUUGCAACACCUGAGACAAACUCUCCAGCUACUGCAAAAGGACCAGUGGAAGGUGAAACUUUCCAAGUGUGAAUUUGCCAAAACUGAAAUUUCAUAUCUGGGCCAUGUCAUUAGCCAUGAGGGAAUUGCAACAGACUCUUCUAAAAUCACGGCUAUUUCCAACUGGCAAACACCAACAUCAGUUAAAGAACUACGCAGUUUCUUGGGACUCGCUGGGUUUUACAGAAAAUUCGUUAGACAUUUCGGUAUUAUCAGUCGACCAUUGUUUGAUCUUCUCAAAAAACACACACUGUUCAUAUGGACAACUGACCACCAGCAAGCUUUUGACACCCUGAAACAAGCCCUGAUAUCUGCCCCAGUUUUAGCCCUACCGGACUUCAACUUGCCCUUUGCGAUUUGCACAGAUGCUUGUACAAACGGUGUAGGUGCAGUGCUCAUGCAAAAUGGUCAUCCACUGGCAUAUUUAAGUCGACCACUGGGACCAAAGACACAAGGCCUUUCCAUUUAUGAAAAAGAAUACAUGGCAAUUGUCUUGGCAGUAGCUCAUUGGAGAUCCUAUUUGCAACUCGCUGAAUUUCUUAUUUUCACAGAUCAUAAGAGUUUGACUCAACUUAAUGAGCAGAGGCUGCAUACCCUAUGGCAACAGAAGGCUUACUCCAAGUUGGCUGGUCUACAAUACAAAAUCAUCUACAAGAAAGGCUCUGAUAAUGCUGCUGCAGAUGCUCUCUCCCGUCGGUCUCAUUCAGCAGAAUGUUUAACCUUGUCUCAGUGCACACCUACUUGGGUUCAAGAGGUUAUACAGGGAUAUGCUACAGACCCCACUGCUCAAGAGUUGUUGUCCAAAUUGGCUCUUCAAACUGGCCAAUCCACCAAUUAUUCAUUGAAGGAUGGUCUGAUCAGAUAUAAAGGUCGAGUGUGGCUGGGAAAUAAUCGAGUGAUGCAGAAUAAAGUCAUCGAUGCCCUUCAUGCCUCAGCCAUAGGCGGACACUCUGGAGUACCUGUAACCUACAGCCGGCUGAAACAACUCUUCUACUGGCCUGGCAUCAAACAAGCAGUGCACAACUAUGUCAAAGCAUGCCAAAUCUGUCAGCAGGCAAAACCUGAGAGGACCAAAUACCCAGGUCUCCUUAUGCCACUUCCCAUUCCACCGCACGCUUGGCACACUGUCUCCAUGGAUUUUAUCGAGGGACUGCCAUUGUCCACCACUUACAACUGCAUUAUGGUCAUUGUAGAUAAAUGGUCCAAAUAUAGUCAUUUUGUGCCCCUGGCUCACCCCUUCACCGCAGCAAAAGUGGCCAAACUUUUUCUCGACAACAUUUACAAGUUACAUGGUCUUCCAUCAGUGAUAGUUUCCGACCGUGACAAGAUAUUCACCAGCUCCUUCUGGCAGCAACUCUUUCAGUUAACUGACACCAAGCUGAGUAUGUCCUCGGCUUACCACCCACAGUCCGAUGGUCAAACGGAGCGAGUGAAUCAGUGUUUGGAGACCUUCCUUCGAUGUUUUGUCCAUGCGUGUCCAAAGAAAUGGUCUCUAUGGCUCUCAGUUGCCGAAUUUUGGUACAACACUUGCACCCACACAGCCCUGGGCAGAUCACCGUUUGAAGUCAUGUAUGGAUAUCCACCACGCCACUUCGGUAUCACCACUCAAACAGCUAUCUCAGUACCUGAUCUAGCAUCUUGGAUUCAGGAGCGCGAGUUGAUGCAAAAGCUAAUCAAACAGCAUCUACUCCGGGCUCAAGACCGCAUGAAGAAGCAGGCUGAUAAGAAUCGCUCGGAGCGAGUGUUUGCUGUCAACGAUUGGGUAUUCUUGAAGCUCCAACCGUAUGUUCAGACGUCAGUGGCUACACGUGCUCAUCAUAAAUUGUCAUUCAAAUUUUUUGGACCCUACAAAAUCAUCGAGAAAAUCAGCCCUGUUGCCUACAAGCUCCAGCUGCCAGCAGACUCAGCCAUCCACCCUGUGUUCCAUGUCUCACAACUCAAAGCAGCAAUUGGAGCCACCCAGAUUCCUAUACCAUCGCUCCCAAAUGAAGCUGAUCACCUGCAGAUACCUGUCCGCAUCCUUAAACGACGACUGGUACAGAGAGGUGGCGCAAUGGUGGCACAGGUCAAGGUGGUUUGGUCUGGGAUGGAUGCAGCGUUGGCGACUUGGGAAGACGCUACUGCUCUCCGUGAUCGUUUUCCACGAGCACCUGCUUGGGGACAAGCAGGUCCUGAAGCCCCGGCGGAUGUCAGCAAUGGAGAUACUGGGAAUGGUGAAACGGAAGAAGCAGGAGAAGACAACGUGAAGCAGAGGCUUUCCAAGCGUACACGCAGGCCAAAUGUGCUUGUUACUGGGCCAAUGUGGGCCAAAUAGGCUGCUAGACGUUGGCUAAGACCUAUUAUAUAUGCUGCUCUAUUGUAAUGUGGGAUGAACUUUUGGAAGAAAAUACUACUGAAUAUACGAGACGCCGUCUGGCUCUCGUGUCCCUCCGUA
This is a messenger RNA of Zea mays, 6822 nucleotides long. RefSeq lists its product as uncharacterized. Gene Ontology annotation, molecular function: nucleic acid binding; aspartic-type endopeptidase activity. The coding region runs from base 1654 to 6702 and encodes 1682 amino acids. Gene Ontology annotation, biological process: proteolysis; DNA integration. NCBI's taxonomy places the organism in Eukaryota, Viridiplantae, Streptophyta, Magnoliopsida, Poales, Poaceae. The record is from RefSeq and is a predicted model, not a curated record. The transcript has 4 exons.